GGGCCCGGGACAACUGACCCAGUUGCGCCUCCCCUGUCGGCGGGCCAGGUGAGCAGGACAGUGCACACUGCUACACUGGGCCGCCCGUCCCGACCACACUUCUUAUCACACGGCUGCACCAAAUUUUGCGUUACUUUGGCUCGGUUGACCAUCUCUUACAUUUGAAAUUUUGCCUCGAAAUUAGCUUCCAUUGAAAAUCCAACAUUUCCAACGGCUUGAUUCUAAGGCAUUACGGCAGCUUCUCCAGACUAGACGCUCAAAAGAAAGUUGUAGACGUGAUAGUCAGUCUAACAGACUAUAUCAUUGGAGUUGAAAGAUUUGAUUGGCCGAACCAGAAAAAUGGCUCAACUUAAUACUGACCGGAGGGAGCUACUCUAUAGACCCAACACCCUGGGAUGGAAGGAGCAGUAUGUGAGUGCUGUCCAUAUGAAACUAGCUGACCUGAGGGGCAUCUGCAGGAACCAAUAUCUCAAUAAGGAGAUUUCUGAACCAGGGGAAUGGACCAGAUAUGAAGUUCCACAUUAUCCUCAUCCUGUAGAGUUCCACGCGUCCACAAUAGCCCAUGAGACAAAUGAAGUUGGCGCUAGAGGUAUCCUUCAAAGCGGUGGGUUUAAGGGGUUGGAUCGUGAGCUACUGUGGUGGCAUCCUCAGUUUAGUACAGAAGAGGUUGCUGCUGCAGAGCAGAGGUACCUGGACAAGGUGUUCCCUGAACGCACUGAGGGCCAGAGGAGGAGACAUGAGGAGAGACCUUUUCUGCACCACUUCACCACCUCUCAUGCCUUUACUGACGAGUCUCGCUUCGGAAAUUUUCAUUUCUCCUUCCAGCUGGAGGAGAUUCUACAGGCAUACAGCACACAGUUCUGUGCCGGGCAGAGGCCGGUCUUCAGAAAGUACGAGACUGUGAUCUACCGUCAGAAUAUCACAUACAAGGUAUUGGUCCACAGUCCUUCUGUUGACCACUAUGACUGCUUCCCCAUACUAGGUGAUAAUGAGGAUGUGUGUGCUUACAGCAAUGGCGAGAUUAUCUGGCAUGCUCAGGCCAUCUGCGGAACUCACACAUUAGAACUUAAUAUAGCUAGAAAUCGGCAACACUUAGUAGCAAUGGGGACAAGAAAUGAGGAGUUUUAUGCAUGGGAUGUGGUUAGUCUGGCCUUGCAUGUGCCAAAAAGGAGAAUUUUUCAAGUUUCUGAGGAGGCACUGAAGGCGGCUCUCACAGCUUGUGGUCCCGAUGAUCUUCAUCUAAACGAUGGAAUGAUGAGCUUGGAUGAGGCAGAAGCCAUAGUAAAUCAAAUGAGGGCAACUUAAAAAAAUCUAUCAAUAGAGAUUACAUAAAACCUGAGGGAUACCUAUACAUAUGGAAGAAUUGAGGCGAUACCCCAUGUAUCUUGACUUGUUCAGCACUCGUCCUAGCACUCGUCCUGCAUUAGGACAUGGCUCCUAUUUUUUUUUAGAUUAUGAAAAAGGGCUCCUGUUUAUAAAUCUGCUAUAGUAUCAUACUAUGGCUUCUGUGUAAUGCAUUAGCAGUGUAGUACUAAGGCAGUUAAGUCUUAUCAACGACUGUUAGUGCGCAAACCAUGGCAGAGCAGUGCCCUUUGCACUGUAAAGCUACAGCAACUUUUAUAGUCUCGUUCUAAUGUGAGCAAUUUACAGGGUCAAAUCUUCAUGAUGAUCAAAAUCAAUGCAUGCAAUGUUAUUGCAGUGAGAAAUGCGUAUUUUUAUUCUUCUGUAUGCUACGUGUAGGCCUAGCAAAUCAAUCUAAAAACAAAACUAUGUUGAGUCCUUGAAUUCAGCU
This is a messenger RNA of Engraulis encrasicolus (European anchovy), 1792 nucleotides long. RefSeq lists its product as uncharacterized. The coding region runs from base 340 to 1305 and encodes 321 amino acids. The record is from RefSeq and is a predicted model, not a curated record. Lineage: Eukaryota; Metazoa; Chordata; Actinopteri; Clupeiformes; Engraulidae. The transcript is spliced from 2 exons.